This is a messenger RNA of Trypanosoma brucei brucei TREU927, 1260 nucleotides long. RefSeq lists its product as hypothetical. The record is from RefSeq and is a predicted model, not a curated record. The coding region runs from base 1 to 1260 and encodes 419 amino acids. Gene Ontology annotation, molecular function: protein binding; U6 snRNA binding; U4 snRNA binding. Lineage: Eukaryota; Euglenozoa; Kinetoplastea; Trypanosomatida; Trypanosomatidae. Gene Ontology annotation, biological process: mRNA splicing, via spliceosome. The transcript has a single exon. Gene Ontology annotation, cellular component: U4/U6 x U5 tri-snRNP complex.
AUGCGGCUUCGUUCCUUCUUGCUGCGAUACUACCCUCCGGGAAUAACGUUGGAAUAUGAGACCUCCGUUGGGGAGGUGGGCGAGAAGCAUAUAGAUUUACUCACGCUGACGCCAAACACCAAUCUAGAACUCUUGGCCGCAGAAAUAAUCAAGGAGGAGCCCCUGCUCUCCAUGAAUCUUCUGCCGCAGAUUGUCACGUAUCUGCAACGCCUGGUGGACAAACUUCGUGCGGGUUACAACAACAACCAAACGUUUUACCUCUUCAAGACUCUCCGAGCGCACAUGCUGCCACUGACCAACUGUGCCUUCAAUAAAGGCGGUGAUUCUUUCAUCACAGGAAGUUAUGACCGCACCUGUAAGGUAUGGGACACGGCCACGGGCAAUGAAAUUGUUUCUCUUGAGGGACAUCGAAACGUUGUUUACUCUGUUUCGUUCAACAACCCGUACGGCAACCGAGUAGCCACAGGGAGUUUCGACAAAACAUGUAAGAUAUGGGAUGCACGGACAGCUCAGUGCUACUGCACGCUGGCGGGACACAUGGCGGAAAUUGUGUGCAUGAGUUUCAACCCCCAGAGCACACACUUGUCGUCAGGUUCAAUGGAUUACACGGCAAAGGUGUGGAAUGUUGAAACAGGGCAAGAAUUGUACACACUACUCGGCCACACCGCAGAAAUCGUCUCACUAAAUUUUAACACGAAUGGGGAUCUCAUUCUCACUGGUAGUUUCGACACCACUGCGAAGUUGUGGGAUGUGCGGACGGGAAAAUGCGUACACACAUUGAGCUCCCAUCGAGCGGAGAUUUCCUCCACGCAAUUUAACUUUGCUGGGAACCUCUGCGUCACAGGAUGCAUUGACCGCACGAGUAAGUUGUGGGAUGUAGGCAGUGGACAGUGUGUUUCAACGCUGCGUGGGCACACGGAUGAAAUUCUUGACGUUGCUUUCAGCACAUCGGGAUCCCAAAUUGUAACGGCUAGUGCAGAUGCAACGGCGCGUGUAUACGACACGGCGACAUUUAACUGCGUCGCAAGUCUGGUGGGGCACGAAGGGGAGAUUUCGAAGGUUCAAUUCAACCCACAAGGCACAAAAAUUAUUUCGGCUGCAAAUGACAAGACGUGUCGAGUGUGGAGCGUGGAAACGGGGCAGAAUUUACAAACGCUUACGGGGCAUAAUGAUGAGAUAUUUUCGUGUGCUUUCAACUAUGAGGGAGACACAAUAUUAACGGGAUCGAAGGAUAAUACGUGUGGUAUAUGGAAAAGUUGA